Messenger RNA from Benincasa hispida (wax gourd), 704 nucleotides. RefSeq names its product protein CYSTEINE-RICH TRANSMEMBRANE MODULE 13-like. Gene Ontology annotation, cellular component: plasma membrane. The record is from RefSeq and is a predicted model, not a curated record. Lineage: Eukaryota; Viridiplantae; Streptophyta; Magnoliopsida; Cucurbitales; Cucurbitaceae.
UUGCUGGAAAAAGAAUACAAUUUUUUUCCCUCAUUCCAAGAAAACCAAAAAGCCAAAUUCCAAUUCCAUUAUUGGGAUUUUAAUAUGAAGCAUAAUUACUCUUUAAUCAUUCUGUUUAUUCUAUUCCCACUCUUUUUUCUCAAAUACACAGUUCGUUUAAAAUCUUUCUUCUUCACAAAUCAACCCCUCUUCUUCUUCUUCUUCUUCUUUUCAAAUUGAAACAUCAUAUUCCCAUCAUGAGUUACUACGACCACCAACAGCCGCCUGUUGGGGCUCCGCCGCCCCAAGGGUUCCCUUCCAAGGACGCUUACCCUCCGCCAGGGUACCCUGUUCAGGGCUACCCUGCAGCUCAAGGCUACCCCCAACCGCCGCCGCCGCCGCCGCCAGGAUAUGCCCCGCAGUACGCUCAGCCUCCUCCCAAGAAUGAAACUACUGGUUGCCUCGAAGGAUGUUUAGCAGCACUUUGUUGUUGUUGUCUGUUGGAUGCUUGCUUCUGACAAGGGAUUGAACUAUGAUCAGUGUGUUUCUUAUUCCAAUGUCACUGUAGUAUGACAUCAUCAAAUCUUGUUACAGCAAUAAAUGCUGUUAUAAAACAAUAUUCAAUUUAAAUGUUUAGCUCAUUAAUCCCUGGUUUGUUUUUGACAUAUGCAAUCAAUCAUCAUGUAUGAUCACUUCAUAAAAUAUAUAUUUGUAUGUUUUUUUUC